Messenger RNA from Apodemus sylvaticus (European woodmouse), 9155 nucleotides. RefSeq names its product NXPE family member 3-like. The record is from RefSeq and is a predicted model, not a curated record. Lineage: Eukaryota; Metazoa; Chordata; Mammalia; Rodentia; Muridae. Bases 2222 to 3922 code for a protein of 566 amino acids. The transcript has 6 exons.
UGGUUUUGUUGUGAGAUGAUUAAUAUCUUGUUUUUUUCCCCCUUGGGUGUAGUUACCCUCCUUGUGUUGGAAUUUUCUUUCUAGAAUCCUCUAUAGUGCUGGAUUAGUAGAAAGAUUUUAUUUGAAUUUGGUUUUGUCAUGAAAUAUUUUGGUUUCCAUAUACGGUGAUUGAGAAUUUUGCUGGGUAUAGUAGCCUGAGCUCACAUUUAUGUUCUCUUAGGGUCUAGAUGACCUCUGUCCAGGAUCUUCUGGUUUUUAGUGUCUUUGUUGAGAAGUCUGGUGUAAUUCUGAUAGGCCUACCUUCAUACGUUACUUGGCCUUUUCCCCUUAUAGCUUUUAACAUCCUUUUCUUUUUCUGUGAAUUUAGUAUUUUGAUUUUUGUGUAAUAGGAGCAUUUUCUUCUCUGUUCCAAUCUAUUUGGUGUUCCCUGGGCUUCUUGUACAUUUAUGACAAUCUCUUUCUUAAGGUUAGGGAAGUUUUUUUCUAUGAUUUUGUUGAAUAUAUUUUCUGGCCCUUUGAGCUGGGAAUCUUUACACUCUUCUAUUCCCAUUAUUCUUUGUUUUGACCUUUUCAUUUUGUCCUGAAUUUCCUGGAUGGUUUGAGUUUGGAGCUUUUCACACUUUGUAUUUCUUUGACUGAUAUAUCUUCUAUGAUAUCUUCUACACCUGAGAUUCUCUCUUCUGUCUCUUGUAUUCUGUUGGUAAGGCUUACAUCUAUAGCUCCUGAUCUCUUUCUUAAGUUGUCCGUCUGCAGGGUUGGCUCCAUGUGUAAUUUCUUUAUUGCUUCUAUUUCUGCUUUUAGGUCUUGAACUGUUUUGUUCAAUUCCUUUACCUGUUUGGUUGUGUAUUUCUUUAAAGGAUUUAUUUGGUUCCUCUUUAAGGGAUUCUACCUGUUUGCCUGUGUUUUCCUGUAUGUCUUUAAGGGAGUUAUUCAUAUUCUCCUUAAAGGCCUCUUUAUCAUCUUUGUGAGAUGAGAUUUUAGGUAGAAUCUUGCUUUCCAGUUGAGUUAGGGUAUCCAGGGAUUGCUGUGAUAGGAGAAUUGGGUUCUGAUGAUACCAAGUUACAUUGGCUUCUGUUGCUUAUGUUCUUGUGAUUGCCUCUCACCAUUUGGUUAUUUUUGGUGUUAACCAGCCUGGUUGUCUUUGAAUGGAGCUUGCCCUCUUGGAGGCAGGCAGCGCUGCCUCUGAUAGGAGGGGCCUCCUAUGUCCCAAAUUAGGACAAAACUCCUGGGAGACAGUCAGACUUUGGGUUCUAGGGGCAGGAUCUGCUCCAGUUGCAGAUGGAGGUGCAGAUCAGGACUGCAUCUGACCUCCUGGGAGACAGGCAGGCUGUGGGGUAUAGGAAGGUAUUGGCCCUCCCAUCUGUCUGUGGUAGAGGAGCAGACCAGAAGGAAAAUUGAACUGUUGGUAGGGAGUGGUGUAGGUUCAGCUUCAGCUGGGCUCUGUGGGUGUCACAGAAGGUGUGGGUAUUUGGGCAGGAGUGACACCUAUGUCCCUGGUUAGUGCAGACCUCCUGAGAGUCAGGCAGGAUGUGGGGUGUAGGAGGAUGUUGGGCUUACCCAUCUGCCUGGGUGGAGCAAACAGGAAGCCAAGCUACAGCUCUUUCCAUAUUCCUGUAUUAAACAACAUGUAUGUAUGUCAGAUGACAGUGCUAACUGAAAUUAGAAGCCAACACAAUUUAUCAUCUCCUCUGUAGUUGGAAGGCCUGUUAAAUGUAUGAUGCUGUCUUACCUAGAUUUGUAUUUAUAAUUCAAGGAGAAGCAAGGUUAUGUGGAUCUGCUCAUGGUGCAAUUCAAGGGCUACAAGAUUCUGACUGUGUGGUUGGUCUUUGUGGUUUUGGUAAGUACGUUCCCUGCCUCUCAUUGGCUUGCUUACUGUUUCUCCCAUGUGUGAACGUGGAUUGGUUACAUGCUUUAACCUUGGAGAAUGGACUUGGGGAAGCUCUCAUUCUUCCUACUUCCACUGCUGAGGUAGAAGGCAUCAACUGCAGGAAUUGAUCAUUCUACAAGGAGUAUGGAUCUCAGCACCAACGGCUGAAACGUUUCCUAUUAGCACAUUCCUCUAUUUGACAGCAUGUCAGAAGAUGGUGCUAAUGGGAAUGAGAAGCCAAACAUAACAAAUCCGCUCCUCUGUAAUGGAAGGACCUGUUAAACUUAUGACACUGUACGAGCUACCUGGAUUCAUAUUUAUAAUUUGACAAGAGUCUAGGCUGUGGAUCCAUUCAUGGGGCAAUUCAAGAGCUACAAGAUUCUGACUGUGGGGUUGGUCGUUCUGGUUUUGGUGUUCUGCUUCAUGAUGCCUUGGCCUGAGCUCAUGUUACAAUGGCUCCCACGAUCCCAUCCUACUACUGAAUAUGUCUCAGAGUCUAUCAACUGGGACUCUCUUCCUCAAGAACUCCCUAACCUGACCAACCUUCUAUACUGGCCCCUAACUGGUGGACACAGGGAUCACUUUUUGGAUUCUACCAGCCCCAGAACCUCCACCUACCACUUGAAGGGUCCUGCCCAGGCCAACUAUACUCUGGGAAGUAACCUAGAGGCCAUCCUGGUGGCUAGGGAUCACUGGGGUAGGCCCAAGGCUCACGGAGGAGAUCUCUUUCGGGCACAGCUGCUGGGCCCAGAAUUGAGAGCAGGAGUCCCAGGGGAGGUGAAGGAUCUGGAGAAUGGCACUUACCUCUUGUCCUUCCCCCUGCUCUGGGCUGGCUGGGCCCGGGUGCAAGUGCGGCUGAUCCACUCCAGCGAGGCAGUUGGGGUCCUGCAAAGAGUCUGGAGAGGAAAACGAGCCACUGUUGAUUUCAGAGGGUAUUUCCAAGGAACAGAUGGCUCUCAAGAGACUGUCAUCUGUAACGUGGACCCCCAGUCAACUGGAGCCAAAGGGCCUACCUGCCAGUACAAGGAUGUGGUUUCUGAGGAGAUCUGGUUCUGUGCUCAACCCCCUACUUUGCCCUGCAGUGCUCUAGUGGGUCACUCAAGUGGAAGUUAUCUGAAGGUGACCACGUCACAUGAUGAAGCGCUGCUGGCUGGGAAUGUGACUGACCAGAAACUCCCUUCAGGCAUACCUCCAAUCCUGGUCCUACCAGCAGCCGGGGGGAUCAUGAGUAACUUGGUUACAGGCCAGAAGCUGACACAACUGGUUGUUUCAGUGCUGAGACUUGAACCUAGAGAAUCAAAUAUAACAGCCUUGCCCUCAAGGCCCCCAUGCCGCCCUGGUCACCUGUCCCCAAAACCCUCUGGCUUCUACCACCAAGACAGAUGGCACUCAACAUUCUGUUCUAGCCGCUCUUUCCCCACUGUGGACAGCAUCCUGAACUGCCUGGCUGGCCGCAUUGUCUACAUGAUGGGGGAUUCCACACUUCGGCAGUGGUGGGAGUAUCUGCGAGACACAGUGCCCUCCCUGAAGCCAGUUGAUCUACAUGUCACUUAUCAGGUAGGUCCCCUGAUGGCCGUGGAGACAACUCAGGGGACAGUGCUGCACUGGAGGGCCCACAGCUGGCCCCUGCGUUCUCACCGCACCCCAGUGUCCUCCCUGCACUCUGUGGCCAGAGAACUACACGGCCUGGUUGGGGGACCCUACACGGUGGUGGUGCUGGGCAUAGGAGCCCACUUUACCACAUUCCCUCCCUUCAUCUUUGCCCGAAGGCUGGCAGGGAUCCGGGCAGCUGUGAAGGCCCUGCUGGACCGGGAACCCAGAACUCUGGUUGUCAUCAAACUGGCCAAUACUGGCUACAAAUCUGUGUAUGGCAGUGACUGGCUCACACUGCAGGUGAACCGCUUGCUCCGCGCUGCCUUCGCUGGUCUCCGAGUGGCCUUUGUGGAUGCGUGGGAAAUGACCUCCAGCCUGGAUGUGCCAGACAACAUCCACCCAAGGGAGCUUAUUGUCCGCAACGAAGUGGAAUUAUUUCUGUCCUUCGUCUGUCCCACCUGAGUGCUCCUGAGGGAUCUGAGGCUGAAUGGAUGGAUGGAGAGCCUGGGUGUGGUCACCAAAAAAAAAAAAAAUGGACUCCUAAUGACCGAAAACUGAAGCUACCCCUGGCUGCCCAACUAUGACACUUUGGUUCCAUCCUUUAUACAUCUCUCUAUGCACCACAUGCAAAAAUCUAGUUUUAUACAAGGGAGGCCAUGUUUUGCAUAGUUUUCUCUUUUUGAAUGUAAGGGGUUGUGUGAAGUAUAUGUACACAUAUAUGUACAGAUGCUCUCCAUGUGUGCACACAGAGGCCAGAGGACAGCUUAGGUUUUCUGUUAUAUCAAGGAAAUCCUGUUUAACAUGACUCAGUAGCUGGUUUUACUUUAAUAUUGUGGAGUCUGUCACUAGGCAGAUUAUUUUAGGCAUUUUUAAGUCCAGUAUAAUUUGGGACACAGGGAAGGGGUGGAUUUUCCUAGUGUAACAGAUUCCCAUGUGUACAAGGAGGCAUAAUACAUCUUAGAGACCUUCCUUUGUAUUCCAAUAACUAUUCCUGGGAUAGAAAAUAAAAGAACCAUUGUGACUGCAAAUAUUACCGGGCCCAGUAAGUGCAAGGAUUCAUCACAAUUUAGGGAAGAGUUCUUUAAUUUUAUUGACCAAGUGCAAAGAUUUACUGUUAAAAUGAGUGUAAUGUGGCCUAUCCUGCAUAAGACUUUAUACCAUGCAGGAUGGGCAGUAUGAAUAGCGCACCCACAAAAAGGUCCAUCCCAAAGGCUGAUGUUUAUGAAAGGGAAGGGUAUGGUUAGAGAAGGGAUUUCUAUAAGAAGAGGUUCAUCAAAGCAUAAACCAUGUGAUAGAAAAACACCAUUGAGAGAAAUAUCAGGGAAGCCCUGUGGAUACAAGUGUGGUUCUUAGUGCACAUGCUCAUGAGUAACCAAAGUGCCCAAGAGGAAGGAGAUGGCUGUCCUGUGACACAAAAAGACUGUUCUUGCUACUGUCAUGUGACCAAUGAAGCCGUAAGUUAUCAUCUAAACCAUCAGCAGCAGAUAUCACUAUUCUAGGUACAAUAAUGUCAACUUCAGUAAGAAAUACUUCAGAUAAACUCUUUCCAUCUUCAUACAAGUAAAAUAUCUACGAUCAGAGCUUUCUAAAGAAUACUUCAUGAUGCUUAAAUCUGGAUUAUUGCUUUUCUACUGAUCUUGUACGGUCCAAACCGUCUUAACUUACCAGACCCCCUGAGUGAACCACGCAGAGAUGGAAUCGAUGCAAAACGCAUGAGGAAUUUUUAUUAAAACCAGCAUGUUGGGGCUGCUCUGCACAUGAACAGAGAACGACCCUGCGUCUUGUGCUGCGCGGGCUUUAUACCCUCCUCAGGACCACCACCAUUAAGCACAGUGUGAUUGACAGAACAGUGCUAUAUUCAAACUAAUUGGUUGUUAGGUGAUGAGGUAGGUGGGCAACAGUCAGUCCUUCGGAAUGAGUCCCCAUCUUUAGGUCGGCCUCCCUCCCCCUUGUGGUCUGAGGAAUGCAACCCAGCCUCUGACCUUUUUAAGGUUCCUGAGUUAACUCUUUCAUUCCCCCCUUUUCUUUGUGCAUGCUUCAGUCCUGAAGCAAUUGCUGGUAUUCUGAUCUCUAAUAAGACCAGAGUGGAAGUCCUGGUGGCGGCCCCAGACAUCUCUAACCCCAUCAGUGAGUGCCAUAACAGGUUUGGUGAAUGGACACAUGGUAGGGGAAGGAACCAGAAUCCAAGGGUACCACCAGGCAGUUAUGAUCAAGGUCAAGCAAUCUUGAGGUUGAGCAGAUUGUCUAUCUUUUGUACCAUCCAGUGGGGGGUCUGGAGAGUGGGCAUCUGCAGGUUUCACAUGAGAACCAUACACCCAGGUCACAGUACUGUCCACCUUGAGGCCUGUGGGAGUGGCUAGCAGCGCCAGGAAGGGUUUAUUUCAUUAGGGUUCCAGUGACUGUUCUUGAAGCCUUCUUACACAGUUCCAGUCACCAGUCUGGAAGUAGUGAGGAGUCCCUGGCAUGCCUGGAUCAUUUAAGGCAGACAGUUUGAGCCAAAUCUCAGGUUGUGGGACACCUCCUGGGAGGGCCCAGUGGACACCAAAGGAGUUGGAGUAUCAAAGAGGGUCUCAAGGGGUGGGGGUGAGGUUAAAAUGGCAGGGGCUGUUCAGAAACAAGGGGAGAGCCACCACACAGCCUGAGCCAGUCUCCAAGGUCAAUUUAGUUAAGGUCGUUCAUAGGGCUUUGUUUAUUUUCUCUAUCUGUUUUGAGCUCUAGGGACAGUACGUCCAAUAAUGUUUCCAAUUAGUCCCCAACAUCUCUGUCAGUUUUUGACUUACCUUAGAAACAAAAUCAGGACCAUCAUCUGAUCCAAUUACCUUGGGUACUCUGAAACUCGGGAAAAUUUCUUCUAAUCACGGCAGCUGUUUCCUGUUUGCUGGGGAAAGUCUCAACCCAUCUAGAGAAAGUACCUACAAACACUAGAAGGUAUUUGUAAUCAUAUUCUCCUACCUUAGCUUUUAUAAAAUCUCUCAAUACACUCUAGGCUGUUCUCCUUUGGGUCUUUUGCCCUGUUUACUCUUUGCUGCGUAAGCAUUCACUUGCUGGCACACCUUACACUGUUUUAUCAUCUCUCUGGCCCCAAACCUGAGUCAUAAACUUUAGCUCGCUUAUCUGCCUGAACAAGGUUUUUAAUCUCCUAAAUGAGUCCAUCUGUACAUUUGGCCUAGUGAGUCUUUGGCUUACUCUCUGGGGAGUAUAGUUCUCCCUUCUUGUGUGCACCUUCUCUUGGGAAUAGUUGGUAGGGUGGCUAGCAAUCUCAGUCCUUUUUCUUCAGCAUAUUUCAAGUGAGGCUAUCUCUUAUUUUAGUCCCAUUUCCCAGUGGGUGUCUCUUGCAGACCCAUAACCAGUAUAGGCUCCUGCAUAUCCACUCCUGGAUCCACUUGCUCUGCCUGGUUAUUGCCCACUGAGUCUUUUCCCUUCUGACGUCCUGGGCAGUGAAUAAUAUAGUUGCUGGCUUCAUUAGGACAUCUAAGACGUUCAAUAUAUCCCUGUGGACGUGGGCUGGGGCAAAGGCAUACCUGCUAUCCGUGUGGAUGUUAAUUUUCUUGUUGGCUCCAAGUCUUGGUGAGGGCAAUUAGCUUUACUUUCUGCGUUGACGUGCCAGGGGGUAAAGAUUCCUCUACCCAGAUGACAUGUGUGCUGUCCACCAUAGCAGCACCUGCUUAUCUCUGUCCAUCAUGGAGAAAACUGUUCCUGUCUGUAGUGACUUUCAGCAGGGGUCAGUCUCUCUUUUUGGGCCAGUUAGCUGCAGCCCAUUGGGCAGGAAGUGUAUCUGGUCCCCCAUUUUGGAGAGUAUGUCUUGCUCCAACAGAGGGUAGGGACCGUCUGGGGUGACCCUAAGUGAAUGAGCUACCCAGCCCAUCCCUGGGUCCACUGUUCUUCGGGUAGUCCAUGAAUAUGUUUUUGGUGCCAAUAGCUUCUUGGACCCAAGAUCUUUUCUUGGAAACAGGGCCAUUGGCUUGGAGGACGGAGAGUUGAGCCCCUGUGUCCUCCAAGAACUGAGUGGGGUUUUCUUCCACUCUCAGAGUUAUCCUGGGUUGGGGGAGGUGAUAAGAACCCCAUCUCCCCAUCUCACUGUCUUCACUCAGGACUAACACCUUUGCCAUUUGGGGACACUUUUCCCAAGGCCUGGGAAUUCCUGUUCCCAGCUUCUAUUUGUUAGAGCACACUCUAGCUCAGUGGCCUCGCUCCUUGCAGUAUGCACACUGGUCCUUUUCUGUCUCUCUUCCCUGCUUUUUCUAAGAAUUAUAUCCAGGAUUCUCUGUAGCUUCCUUCUCUGUCAUUUUCUUCUUUCUUUUUUCUCUGUUUCUUCUCCUUUCCUGUCUGUCUGUCUCAACAACCGGCGCUAAAUCCCUCUACAGACUUUCUCAACAACCUGCACUAAAUCCCUCUAGCCUCUGAAGCUUUUUUUUUCUGGUAUCUCUACUAGCCUGGUCUAUAAAAGUCAUUGUCACAGUAGCUUUAUAUUCCUUGCCCCUAGGGUCAUAGGGUGUAUAUUGGCAGAAUGCCUCUAUGAGCUGCUCUAGAAAGGCUGCAGGUGACUCAUCUGGUCCCUGUUUAACCUCACAUACCUUGGUCCAGUUUGUGGGCUGCCAUGCCCUUGAGUCCUGCCAAUGGAGUCUGGUGGUAGACCUUCACGUGCCCCUUACCUUUUGUCAUACUAAAGUCGCAGUCAGGUCUAGUCAGGGAAUGCCCUCUAUUCACAACAGUCUAGUCAAUCAAUGGCACCCCUGAGUCUGAGGAGGUAUUCUUUUUGGCUUCCUGUAUUACAAAUAAAACUGUGUCAAAGAGAUUAAUCAGUCUCUUGGGAAAUAUGCCCUCACUGAGAGAGCCACCGUGGUUUCCGAGAAGGUGGUCUCAGGUCUCCUCUUGCUCUGCUCAUGUGGUCCUCUCUAAAUAUAAAUUGAGCAUAACUAUUACCAUUUUGUAAAUUAUAAACUAUAAGAUAGACUUAUCACCCAGUCUAUCAGCUCUGUUAAUAAAACAGAACCUUUGCCAUCUGUACUAUCUUAAAAGACUGUAAGAAUUAACACCUGACUCAUGUCUUGGCUAUAAAUUUUAUGUCAUCUGAAAACCAUCUAUUUAAAUAUAUAUCAGCUUUCUCAAAAUUAAACAGCUUGGGCUGCCUAUGAGACUAACAGUCUUCAACCCCAUCAGAAUCCUAGGGUGAACAAUAUUAACUGAAAAUAUAUAAGAAGCUUAACAUAGCGUCUAAGACUUAGCCAAACAAUAGAGACUGCUGAACACCUGGACAGUUUAUACUUCAAAAUGUUGGGGCAUUGGUCUUCAGCCUUCUGGCACAAGAACAUCUGACAAACUUAAAGAAUCAGGAAUUAUUAAGGACUAGCCAUUCUGUCUUGGCAGAAGUCAAGCUGUCCAACCAGUAAAAGCAUCCUUUUUCUGGACAGAGUUUGUCUGUAGAUGAAGAGAGGCAAUCUUUGCAUUGUGGCUGUCUCACCACAACAGAGGCAGUUCUAUAUAUGCUCAGUUUCUUCUUUAAAUCCAAGAAAUGGAAGCUGUCAGGAGCAGAGCAGUCUCUAUAACAUGUGAAAUAAAUAACAUUAAAUGUCACAUUCUGUGGAUUUCUGACAUUUUUGAAAACCAAAUAUCUAUGCAAAGUAAUGUGGACUGUUGUCUGUUAACUAUCUUCAGCUAUUUCUGAUUAAAACCUAGAAAACACCCUAACAAUAAA